Messenger RNA from Oppiella nova, 355 nucleotides. NCBI's taxonomy places the organism in Eukaryota, Metazoa, Arthropoda, Arachnida, Sarcoptiformes, Oppiidae. The record is from the annotation of a GenBank genome assembly.
AAUUAUAAACUUAUUUUUUAGUGACAUGUCUGUCCUCAUCGGUACUGACACUGUCGGCCAUCUCAUGCGACCGUUUUGUGGCCAUUCUGUACCCAUUGAGAGCCCGGUUCACGAAACAACGGACAGCCCUUAUAAUAACCAUCAUUUGGAUUGUCUCGAUGUUUAUAUCGAUCCCAUUCUUCUUAUACCGAAAGCACCACAUCAUUGAAUGGCACGACUUCACCGAAAGCCGGUGUAUCGAGACGUGGCCGACACCCCGGUUCUGGGACUCCCAUAGAAAACAAUGCGUUACUUUGAAUACUUAUAAACAACUUUAUUAUUCAAUCGUCACAAUUAUGCUAUUCUUCAUACCGGU